AUGGGGACUGUUGGCGCGGGAUCAGCAGGAUCUGUGGUGGCAAAUAGAUUGUCAAAAGACCGCAGUAUAAGUGUUUUGCUUUUAGAGGCAGGAUCCUGUCCUAGUCUUAUCUCAGAAAUCGCAUCCUUUCCUGCGGAGUUACAGAAAACAAAAUAUGAUUGGAAAUUUAAAACAGUUCCUCAAAAAAAUUCUUGUUGGGGACUUAAAGAUCAGCGUAGCUCCUGGCCUCGAGGUAAAGUUUUAGGUGGAAGCAGCAUUCUUAAUUCUAUGAUGUACGUAAGAGGGAAUAAAAGAGACUUUGAUCAAUGGGCUAAAGAUGGAGCGAUAGGUUGGAGUUAUGAUGAAGUUUUAUCUUAUUUCAAAAAAUCCGAAGAUAAUCGAAUCACCGAGUUUAAUAAAAACGGUUAUCACGGCAUAGGAGGAGAACUGACUNCAAAAUGCAUAUUAGACAUAUAA
Centruroides sculpturatus (bark scorpion) is the source of this 456-nucleotide messenger RNA. RefSeq names its product glucose dehydrogenase [FAD, quinone]-like. Gene Ontology annotation, molecular function: oxidoreductase activity, acting on CH-OH group of donors; flavin adenine dinucleotide binding. Bases 1 to 456 code for a protein of 151 amino acids. The record is from RefSeq and is a predicted model, not a curated record. The transcript has 4 exons. NCBI's taxonomy places the organism in Eukaryota, Metazoa, Arthropoda, Arachnida, Scorpiones, Buthidae.